UUAAGCACAGGGACAACUUUACUUUUACUGACCAGUGUUCAUUUUGAUUUAUAUGUUAUUUAGAGAUAUGUGUUUUUAUAAACCUUCAUUUCAGACAUGUUUGGCAUAUUUGGGGGCAUUGUACCAUGUGAGAGGGGGACCUGUACCUCAAGGCAAUACUGUGACCAGUCAGGGGGUGAAUCUAUAGGUUACUGCAUUGAACCACAGAUGUCCUCGAGAGGUGUAUGCUGUUCCUUCAGAGAGUCUUGUGGUCAGACAACAUCUGACAACGUGGCACUGUUCCGGAAUCCCAACUACCCAGCCAUUAACACGGAGCCUAUCAACUGUGCAUUCACCAUGGUUCCUAGACAAGACGUGUGUGGAGUCAAGGUGGAGUUCAUUGAAGCCAUACUUUCUCCUGCCGUGCACUGGGCCUGUUCACGGGAUUCAGUAACAAUAUUACAGUAUAAACAGACCUUGGAUGGAUACAAUGUGCCCUUCUGCGGUUUGAUACAAGGAAUGUCCACUGUCAUCAAUGUGAGGGGCACGAGUAAGGUGCAGGUUGUGGUAACUGCACAGAGUCCCAAUGCUUUCUGGAACAUCCGACUGGCUCAAAUUAACUGCACAUCUGUACAUGUUCCAGUGGUGGAAGCCUGUGGCAUUGCCAAUGCUUUGUACCCAAGCAUGGAUUCAAAAGAAAACUCAUUAUCAUCAUCAACACCGAAACCUAACGUGACGUUGAACUCAUUUCCAACAUUCAGAACAAAGCAGCAACGUUUUUCCAGCAUCACACGGCCGAAAGGUGUCUCAACAAGCAGGAUAAUAGGGGGUAUGGAGUCACCCAAUGUGUUCCCUUGGGUCGCAGCACUGAUGUUUGAUUAUUCUUUCCGAUGUGGGGGAUCCCUCAUCACUCAUGAGUGGGUGCUGACUGCAGCUCACUGCUUGUUAUUCGAUCAAGCACCAACUGUAGCAGACAUUGUACGCUUCACAGUGUUGCUGGGUAUACACAACUGGAACACAGUGCAAGAUAUCAGGCAGGUCGCGCUGCGUCUCAGCAGAAUAGUGAGGCACCCUCAGUUCCUGGGAACUAGACAUGACAUUGCACUACUACGUCUGAUUCAGCCUGUCAGCUACAGCGUCAUCAUCAGGCCCAUCUGCCUGCCGCCAACAUCUGAUGAGACAUAUGCCGGUCGCUAUGGAGUCAUCGCUGGCUGGGGACGCACAGGAAAUAACUCAGUGUCAGGGCCAACAUCAGUAUUACUUUCUGCAACUGUACGCAUCCUGGAUAAUGUCAUCUGCAACCAGCUGUGGAAUAUGAAUGCAAGGCGCCAAAUCGAGAACAGCCAGCUGUGUGCUGGACCAGGCACUCCAGCAACAUGUACGAGGUACGGUCCUGCUCUGCACGCUUGCGUUUACUGCUCUGAGACUGCGCUGGUCCAUCUGUCUCAUCCUGACUAGAAGACCCUGGAGUGCUUAGGAAGUCUUUCUGUUUGUUAGCCUCUGUUGUGCGGGUCUCUCGCCUCAGGGGAACUUCUCCCACAACCUGGACCAGCAUCUGCGUUGUCAGGAAGUCCUACACCAAUGACAUUUCCACAGAUGAAUAGAACUACUUGCUCUUCGGAUAUACAGUGAUUCUGAACAUAUAAAAUGAUGGCCUAAAAUUGUGCAAACAGUCGAUCAUGACAAGCUGCACCAUUCAGCUUCAGUGCACAAUAUAGCUCAGUCAGUAUAGUGAAAAAGUAGGCUGCAGACUGAAUGACCAGAGCACUGGGGGGACAGACAUGUUUCUCCUCUCCACAGCAUCCGGAUGGGCUCUGCAGCCCAGACAGCCUCUACCCAGUAGGUUCCGGCAGCUAACCAUUCACCUUAAUCUAGUGUUGUGCUGUAUAAGUAUGAGUAUGAGGGGUGAGCCAUGAAACUGGCCCUAGCACUGCGACCUUUAAUGGUCUAUUGUGCUUGUGUCGUCCUGUAACUCCACUUCCGCAGACAUCUUAAUCACAUGGCAGUUAAUUAACUAAGCAUAGGGACAACUUUACCUUAUACAUGUAAGAAACUGAUCCCUUUGGCUGUGUUAAUAGAGCACAAUUAUUUGAAUAUCAUACACAUAAAUAAAUUGUAUUAUAAUUUGAUUAUCAAAACAUUGCACUUCUGAGAACAGAUUUCUUUAACCCACAAAACACUGUUAAAUCACAAAUAUAAAUCACUCCGUCCAAUGUGACCUGUAAGUUUAUUACUAUAUGAG
Cryptotermes secundus is the source of this 2221-nucleotide messenger RNA. RefSeq names its product serine protease 41. The transcript has 8 exons. The coding region runs from base 97 to 1437 and encodes 446 amino acids. Lineage: Eukaryota; Metazoa; Arthropoda; Insecta; Blattodea; Kalotermitidae. The record is from RefSeq and is a predicted model, not a curated record. Gene Ontology annotation, biological process: proteolysis. Gene Ontology annotation, molecular function: serine-type endopeptidase activity.